GCCUUUAAUUGAACCAUACGGCGCCCCUUCGAGUCACGGGGUUUCGCGUUUUUGGAUGAUUUCGAUGACGACAAUUAAUUCGUACCUACCUCUUACAAGUUUUGUCUUAUCCAGGGUGGCGUCUUCAUUAUUCGGGAAAAAAACAUGUAAACUGUUGCUUGAUUUUUAAUUCCGAUUCACUUCCAUACCUACACUACUACACUAUGUAAUGUCACCAUUAAGAUGCCUCCUUAUGUACCGCGCAAGCGACUUCGCACCCCGCCAGCAGACCGCGACAAUGCGGCUGCGAAGGAGUCGGUUAGGGGCAAAAGCACACCGGUAGCAUCUGUGCCGCCUCGCAAGAAUACCCUGUUUGACGAUCUGGAUUCAAGCUCUAAGAAAGGUUCGGCUGAAAAGACAAAGUCGGUCGUACAGCAAAUGCAUGAGGACGACGAUGAUAGUGAUGAUAGUUCCCUCACUUCCCUUUCGGAUGCUGAUUUCGAGGAUGUACCAGCCGCUAAGCGGCAGAAGGUGAAUCACGACUCGGAGGAAUCAGAAGACGAAGAUAUGGAAUUUGAAGAUGUCCCUUCACACGAAGUUCAGCAACAGGACCCUGACUUGGGGGGUGACUUAGAAUUGACAUUACACCGAGAAAACGAAAUUCCAUUAAUUAGCGAAAUGGGCAAGAAAGGUCCCUCAAAAAAAGAAAAGGCCAUUCGUAUUUCAAUACACUGUAUGCAUGUUCAACUCCUACUCUGGCAUAACGCUAUCCGGAAUUCUUGGCUUUGUGAUAAAGAAGUUCAAGCUAUCAUGAUCUCACACUUGCCCCCGAGGUUAUGGGAUGAAGUGGAUCGCUGGAGACAAAACAGCGGCUUAGAUAUCUCCGAAGAAACUCAAAAGAAGCCCACGAAGGGUAAAGCUGAUCCAAAAGGAAAAGGAAAGGCAAAGGGCAAAGAGCGAGCUUCAGGAUCAACAAGAAAUUGGAGCAAUGCAGCAGAUCGACUUGAGAAAGGCAUCCCUGAUAUGAGCCACGGUGAUCCUUUGUUACGACUUAUGAAAUGUCUCGUAUCAUGGUGGAAGCAGAGGUUUCGGAUAACUAGCCCUGGGUUGCGCAAAGUUGGUUACAUGAACGCCAGAAGACUAGGAAAGUUAACUUCAAGUUUCGAAAAAGAAGGAGAUGAUCCCAUUCGAUUCGGAGAACGGAUUAGGAAUAUCGAGGAAUUCAGGCUACGUGCCCAGGAUUGUACCGGGAGCUGCGACGUCGGAGCUCAGCUCUUCACUGCGUUAUUGAGAGGUCUUGGACUAGAAGCGCGGAUGGUAGCCAAUCUUCAGCCACUUGGGUUCGGUUGGAGUAGAGUUGAGGAAGCAGAUGAUGAAGUCAAUGCUCAAAAAGUCCGGGAUGGUACAAGCACGCCAGCCGAAUCUACACCGAAGAAACCGAACGGAAAGAAGAAGAAAGGUGUGAAGCCAGCAACCCGUCGAGUAAAGAAGGAUGAUAAGAAUGCUUUAAAGAUGGAAUUGGAUGACUCAGAUGAAUAUGCCGAUCCCCUUACCGAUGAAAGUGAUGACGACUCAUCUAUAGUUGAUGUUACGGACACUGUUCGUCCAAAGCAAGCAGGAGCAAAGAUUUAUGACAAGGACCUUGAAUUUCCUCACUAUUGGUCGGAGGUUCUUUCUCCAACAACGAAGAAAUAUCUUCCGGUAGAACCUCUCGUAAAAUCUGUUGUGGCUAGCAAUAGAGACUUGGUUGAAACACUGGUACCGCGAGGGGGCAAAGCCGACAAAGCAAAGCAGGUUAUGGCAUAUUGUAUCGGGUUUUCCCAGGACGGCACAGCUAAAGAUAUUACGGUACGGUACCUCAAGAAAAAUAUAUUCCCUGGUAAAACAAAAGGAUUCAGGAUGGCUGAAGAGAAAAUACCAGUUUACAAUGAACAUGGGAAGGUCAAACGCUAUGACCACUUCGAUUGGUUCAAGUCAGUCAUGAGAGGUUAUACUCGAGGUGAUGAAAGACAUCCAAUCACAGAAGUGGAUGAGGCGGAAGAGUCUACCGAUCUUAAACCGGCAAAGCCAGAGAAGAAAGAGGUCAAGGAAGGAGAGGAGACAUUACAGUAUUAUAAGACCUCAAAGGAAUACGUCUUAGAGAGGCAUCUCAAGCGCGAAGAGGCUCUGCUGCCUGAUGCUACUCCUGUCAAAGUGUUUCGGAAUAAAGGGAAGGCGUCUAAAGUUGAAGAGGAAAAUGUUUAUCUCCGAAAGGACGUUGUAACAGUAAAGAGUGCUGAGACCUGGCACAAGCAAGGCCGAGCCCCUAUAGAAGGUGUUCAGCCACUCAAGCAUGCCCCUUAUAGAGCGGCCACGACCAACAGACGGAGAGAGAUUGCUGAGGCCGAGGCGGCGACAGGGCAGAAAGCCAUGCAGCCCUUGUAUAGUUUUGACCAGACGGAUUGGAUCAUACCUCCCCCUAUCCAGAACGGAGUAAUUCCGAAGAACGAAUAUGGGAAUAUUGAUAUGUUCGCAGAGCACAUGUGUCCAGAAGGUGCCAUUCACGUCCCAUAUCGCGGCGUGGUUCGUGUAUGCAAGCGCUUAGGAGUUGAUUACGCAGAAGCGGUUGUCGGUUUUGAAUUUGGUCAUCGGAUGGCUGUACCUGUUAUUCAAGGCGUAGUUAUUGCCGAGGAAAACUACGAACGUGUAAUGGAGCAACUUGAGAAAGACGAGGCGGAACGGGCAAGAAAGGAGAACGAGAAGCGGCGCAAAGAGGUUCUCACCAUGUGGCGGAAACUCUUGAUGGGCUUGCGAAUCGCAGAAAGAUUCAAGCAGGAUUAUGGCUACCUGGACGAGUCGGUAGAAGUAUUCGGGCACGCCCCCGAUAAUGACAACGCCUUCGAGGCCAUGCGCGCUAGAGACGAGGAUAUGGCUGGCGGAUUCUUGCCUGAAGGAUACGAGGAGGAAGUGGCCGAGGAGAAAGAGGCCCCUCGUCAAACCUCUGGGUUCUUCCCAGCGGGUGGCGAGGAAGAAGAUUCGGAGGACGAGGAGGACCCCUUCGAAGUAGAUUAUGGCAAGCAACAGGAGAUAGAACAAGAUGCUCCUGUCGAAGAGUCUCCCGAGCCGGAAGUCCCAGCUAAAGCAGCACCCAAAAAAGCCCUUCCGAAGCCCAAGGCUAAGCCGAAACAGUCUGCGCGAAGACGAACUCGAAGGAGGCGUGCGGUCUCUUCUGAUGAGGAUAGCGAGCAGGAUGGCGACUUCGUGGCUGAUGAUAGCGAGUGAUGUGAGGUAUAUUUACCUAGGUAUAUAUAAUGCUGAGACGAAUUUUACGCAUUGUUUAAAA
This is a messenger RNA of Daldinia caldariorum, 3301 nucleotides long. Its product is annotated as Rad4-domain-containing protein. The coding region runs from base 223 to 3240 and encodes 1005 amino acids. The transcript is spliced from 4 exons. Gene Ontology annotation, biological process: nucleotide-excision repair; mismatch repair. Gene Ontology annotation, cellular component: XPC complex; nucleotide-excision repair factor 2 complex; cytoplasm. The record is from RefSeq and is a predicted model, not a curated record. Gene Ontology annotation, molecular function: damaged DNA binding; single-stranded DNA binding. Lineage: Eukaryota; Fungi; Ascomycota; Sordariomycetes; Xylariales; Hypoxylaceae.